Mercurialis annua (annual mercury) is the source of this 2509-nucleotide messenger RNA. RefSeq lists its product as uncharacterized. Bases 298 to 2325 code for a protein of 675 amino acids. The transcript is spliced from 5 exons. The record is from RefSeq and is a predicted model, not a curated record. Lineage: Eukaryota; Viridiplantae; Streptophyta; Magnoliopsida; Malpighiales; Euphorbiaceae.
UCAUUCCCAAAGACUCAAAAAAAAACUCUCUUAAGUUUUACUAAAAGCAAUUAAAAAAAAAACUCACUCUUUAUGAAAUUCCAUGCUAAUUAGCCACUUCUCUCUCUAUCUCACCCAAGCUGACCCCACCAUUUUCUUUUCUUUAUUUCUUCAUGUUUUGUGUAAAUCACACUCCAUUUCUGGGGUUUCUUUAACUCUUUAACACACUGCUUGGUUCUAUUUUUUUUUUCUUUUUUUUUGUAAAGCUGUUAGCUUUUUGAUUGGGAGCUUUGUGGGUAGUUUUUAUUAUCCAAAAGUAUGAAUAAUUCUGAUCAGGAGAAGCAAAAUCAGAGUUCUAGUUCUGGCAUGGAGGAUUCCACUGCAAUGACUAUAGAAUUCCUCAGGGCAAGGCUGCUGUCUGAAAGGUCUGCAUCAAGAACUUGGAGACAAAGAGCUGAUGAACUAGCAAAGAGGGUAGCAGAGCUCGAGGAACAUCUAAGAAUUGUAUCUCGUCAAAGAAUGAAGGCGGAGAAGGCAACAGCAGAUGUUCUUGCUAUUCUGGAGGAUAAUGGGGUUAGUGAUUUUUCUGAGACAGUUGAUUCAAGUUCUGAUCAGGAUACCCCUUGUGAAUCUAAAGUGGGUUAUAGGUCAUCGAAAGAAGAAGAAAAUUCUGUUAAUUCAAAAGUAAAAAACAAUGAGUCGGAAGAAUUUUCAGGCUCCGAUCGUGAUUCUUCUUUGCUACAUGGUAGAAGCUUGUCUUGGAAAGGUCGCAAGGGUAGUUCACGUUCUCUUGAAAAAUUCAAAGAUCCAUCAUUAGGUAGACGGAGUAGUUUUGCAUCUGUUGAUUCUUCCCCAAAACAACGUCCGGGCAAGUCUUGCCGCCAAAGAAGACGCAACGAAUCUAGAUCUGUAGCAGAGGAAUACAAAGCCAACCCUGUAAAACAUGAUUCUCUAGAAGAUGAAGCUGUUGCAACUUCAGAAAAUUUUCCAAAUUGCUCAGAUUUUGAGCCUAAAACAGGAGAAGACAAAAUGAUGUUGGAGGAUACACAUUCAGAAUGCGCAGGAGCUGAAUACAAUGCAUGUAAUACUGGCCUUGACUAUAAUGUGUAUAGAGAAGACAGAGACAUAGAGAAGACUCUUGAGCACCAGGCACAACUCAUCGGCCAAUAUGAAGCAAUGGAAAACACUCAAAGAGAAUGGGAAGAGAAAUUCAGAGAAAAUAGCAGCAGUACACCGGAUUCUUGUGAUCCCGGAAAUCACUCAGAUAUUCACGAUUCUUGUGAUCCCGGCAACCACUCAGAUAUUACCGAGGAAAGAUAUGAGAUCAGGGCACCAGCUAGAGACCCUGCUAUGCCAAAUGGCUUCCAAACUCAAGAGAAGACGUCAGAAGUCGAAGAUUUAUCCAAAAACCAGUCCAAUGGUUUUCCACCAUCCUCUCAUGUUGAUGCAGUAUUCUUGGAGAAACAAAAAAGUGCUAGCAGGCCUGAUUCUGAGUUGUCCACUCAAGAUUCUGCAUUCCCCGUGUCCAAGGAAAAGCCAAAUAAAGAGAGCCCUGGGAGAAACUCUCAUUCAUCGUUUCAGAUUCCCCACCAUGAUUCAGCUUCACUUUGCUCGCAAUAUUCCCUCGGGAACCAAGCUGCGGACUUACCUUCAAAUGCAGAUAGUAGUUCCAACAAAGGGAAAACUGCUUCUGGAAGCGAUAAUGAACUUUAUGCAUUGGUUCCACACACAGCAUCUGAUGGUUUGGGCAGUGUGCUUGAGGCGCUUAAAGAAGCAAGGCAAUCACUCCAACAGAAAAUCAAGAGAUUGCCACCAGUUGCCGAAUCUGUUAGAAAAUCUGUUGAACCUUGUUUUCCUGUUUCAAUCCCAGGGGAUAAGGUUCAGGUUCCUAUUGGAUGUGUUGGACUUUUCAGGUUGCCAACUGACUUUUCAGUGGAAGGAAAUACUCGAUCUGAUUUACUUAGUUCAAGUGCUCGUUUCAGUUUGGGAAAUCAUUACUCUAACAGCUUAGUUCCAGUAACAGCCAAUAAUCAUUUUGUCUCAAGUCCGUACUCGGAGAGCAGGCCACAUUUGUCUACGGAGAGUCAGCUUGUUGCCAGCCAAUAUGUCGGAGGUGGGUCAAGAAUUUCCUCACCAAAACCAUAUUUUGACCCUUACUUGGAUACGGGGUUACCUUCUUCAAGUAGAUACAGUUAUCCCAAUUUUCCGAUCAAUACCUCGUAUCCUGAUUUGAUGCCGCGGAUGCCCAGUAGAGAAGCAUUCCUAACAUCUAAUCUGGGCAGAACUGUUGGUUCUUCUACAUCAGCGUUCAUUGAUGAUAAUAAUAGACCGAACAUUUAUCGAUAGUAGAUCAGUUUGUUAGGUUAUGCAGCUAGCCAGAUUUGUCGAUGCUUCGGAAAUAGAUCAUUUUGUAGUAUAGAGGUGAAUGUUAGAACCCAUGGAAGGGGCAUGUAUUUGUAUUACUUGUAUGUUGUAUUACUCUGUUGUAAGAUGGGUUCUGUAAAGAGAGAUGAUUACUUGUAGGUUAUAA